GAUGAUGGAAGUAAAAUGAAGCUGACCUCAGGUAUUGAAAUUAUGAUGACAUCGGUUGCUGAGCAACUUGUUAACCACUCUGACCUGAGCACUGAUGUAUUGAUUCAAGUGAUGCAGGAAAACACAAAGGCAUUGCAACAACUACCAUGGUAUCACCUUGAUGAUGGAAGUAAAAUGAAGCUGACCUCAGGUAUUGAAAUUAUGAUGACAUCGGUUGCUGAGCAACUUGUUAACCACUCUGACCUGAGCACUGAUGUAUUGAUUCAAGUGAUGCAGGAAAACACAAAGGCAUUGCAACAACUACCAUGGUAUCACCUUGAUGAUGGAAGUAAAAUGAAGCUGACCUCAGGUAUUGAAAUUAUGAUGACUUCGGUUGCUGAUCGACUUGUUAACCAUUCUGACCUGACCACUGAUGUAUUGAUUCAAGUGAUGCAAGAAAACACAAAGGCAUUGCAAAAACUACCAUGGGAUGAACUUGAUGAUGGUAGUAAAAUAAAGCUGAUCUCAAGAAUAGAAACUAUGACGACUCGGGUUGGUGAUCGACUUAACAAUACUGAUCUGACCAGUGAUGUAUUGAUUCAAGUGAUGCAGGAAAACACUAAAGUACUGGAGAAACUACCAUGGCACAACAUUGAUGAUGGUAUUAAAAACAAGCUGAAGUCAGAUCUGGAAAGAAUGAUAAAACGUGUAAUUCAGCAUUUAUCUAAACAUCCAGAGAUCAGUAAUGACGUUGUUAAAGGUAUACUUUGCACCAGUGAAGCUAUUUUGAAGAAUAUUAGUUGGACUGAUCUUAACAGUGAUUUGAAGAACAAUGUCCUCUCUUGUUUGGCCGAGUUAAUGAAAUUAGUGUCUGAAAGAGCUCUUCGCCAUGGCAAGCGUGAAGUACUCAGUCACGCCGUAUCUAUUAUACUUGCAAUGUCAUCUCUACUCCCACAGUCUUCUGAUAUUACUUCACGAUUACAGUCACAUCUUGAAGCCAUGGUAGCUUCGGUUGAAAAAUAUAAUGUGCAAUUCUACGAUAUGGACGGAGUGAUAGACAUGAUGACUGCUGCAUUUAAUAAACUGAAGGCUGGCAACAAACUCUCAUCUGAAGCGACAUUAGUCAUAUUGUCCAUAGUGUCUCGUAUAACAAAAGCUUAUUUGGAACAAGCCACAUCAAAGUUACAUGGUGGAUCUGAGAGAAGGUUAAUGGAACAAUUGAUGUCACUUCUACGAGACGUCAGACAUUUACUACCAGAGGAUCUGCCGACUGCUUCUGAUGUUACUGAACUGAAAUCACAAGUAGAUAGCCAUGUUGACACCCUGGAUCGAGUGCUGCUUCAAUUCAAUGAUAUUCAAGUGAAGAGUACAGAGAGUGAUCAGCCGUUUAUCCUUGAUGAAAUCCUCAAUGAUAUCAAGAAAGAGCUGAGUAAGUUGAAGAAAAAAAUGGCAAACAUGAUUCACAUCUUUGAAAGGAAAUCAGAACAUGGUCUGGAAUUCAAAGAAAGUAUUCAAGCAUUGAUGGAACGAAUCGAAGUCCAAACAAAAAGGGUGAUGUCUGGACUUUCUCGUGAUUCUGGUUAUGGGUCUUAUGAUGGGUCAAUGUUGACAGGUAAAAAUUCAUCAAAUGAUCCAGAUACGCUCGUCGUUUUCGGUGGUUUUCUUGUAAAUGAUAUGAUUAGUAUACGAAAAAUGUGUGUUUUCGAAAAUACUCGGAACAGCUGUAAACCCAUCCAUCCUCAAUGGUGUAUAGUCUUUGACGAUACUAAACACAUUUCUUAACACGGAACAUUCAGAAUUAAGAAUGACAGAACGGAUGAGACGUACUAUAUUAGGGAAGCGUAUGGGAUUUAAAGAUAACUCCCGCUAUUUAAUGAGAUUUAUGUUUUUUUGCAAAUUAAUUCCCGCUUUUAAUGAUUUCAAUAUAGCAAAAAAUCCCUCAAAGUAAAGCUAGGCCCCCUUUUUCUUAAAUUUAUAUAAAAGUCUUGUUAUCCCUGUUAUAUCCACUACUAAACACAUUUCUUAACACGGAACAUUCAUAAGGGGAGCGUAUGGGAAUUGAAGGUAAGACUCAGUCCCGCAGUUUAAUGAGAUUUGAUUGUUUAUUUUUUGCAGAUUUUGAUUAAUUCACACUUUUAAUGAUUUCAAAAACCAUUAGCUACAAUAGUUACCCAACUCAUUUGUAAAAGGUUAAUAUUAUACAGCAAAAUGGAAUAGGUCUAGUUUCAAACAAUUGCUUUAACUAGAGACCUGCUGAUUUUCAUCCUGGGCCUCGUUCCCUACGAUCUCUAAUCCCAAACCAAAGGUCAGACU
Molecule: messenger RNA, 2292 nt
Organism: Exaiptasia diaphana
Lineage: Eukaryota; Metazoa; Cnidaria; Anthozoa; Actiniaria; Aiptasiidae
Exons: 5
Coding region: 16-1761 (581 amino acids)
Source: RefSeq, a predicted model, not a curated record